AUGAGCAGAUCACGUUCAAGAGUCGAGGAGCAUUUCGUUGGCGCUGUAUCGCCGGAGCAUGCACAGUCGUCGGAGACAGGGAGACGGGUGGGCGACUUUGUGCGUGCUGCGGGAGGGCACAGUGUGAUCACGAAGGUGCUUAUAUGCAACAAUGGGAUUGCGGCCGUGAAAGAGAUCCGCUCUGUGCGGAAAUGGGCGUAUGAUAUGUUUGGUGAUGAGCGGGCGAUCCAGUUUACAGUGAUGGCGACGCCCGAUGACUUGCGGAUCAAUGCUGACUACAUCCGCAUGGCCGACAAGUAUGUCGAGGUCCCUGGUGGACCGAAUGCGAAUAACUAUGCAAAUGUCGAGUUGAUUGUGGAUAUAGCGGAACGAGCAGGCGUGCAUGCCGUGUGGGCAGGCUGGGGGCAUGCGUCGGAGAAUCCGCGGCUGCCCGAGAUGCUAGCGCGUCUGGAGCCACGGAUCCUGUUCCUGGGGCCGCCGGGCACGGCGAUGCGUGCGCUGGGCGACAAGAUUUCGUCGACGAUUGUGGCGCAGCACGCAGACGUGCCAUGCCUGCCAUGGUCUGGCACAGGCAUCACGGAGACGAUACAAAGCACGGAGGGAUAUGUGAGCGUGCCGGACGAUGCGUACGAGCGAGCGUGUGUGCACUCGGCAGAAGAGGGGCUGGCGAUUGCGCAGCGCAUAGGCUUUCCCGUGAUGAUCAAGGCAUCGGAAGGAGGCGGUGGCAAGGGCAUCCGGAAAUGCGUGUCGCCGGACAUGUUCGUGCAGCUGUACCAAGCGGCUGUGGGCGAGGUGCCGGGGUCGCCGGUGUUUGUGAUGAAGCUCGCGAGCGCAGCGCGGCACCUGGAGGUGCAGGUGCUGGCGGACCAGUACGGCCAGGCGAUCAGUUUGUUCGGGCGCGACUGCUCGGUGCAGCGGCGGCACCAAAAGAUCAUUGAGGAGGCGCCCGUGAGCAUAGCGCCGGCAGAGACGCGCCUGCGUAUGGAGCAAGCGGCUGUGCGGCUCGCGAAGCUCGUUGGCUAUGUGUCGGCCGGGACGGUCGAGUGGCUGUACUCGCCAGAGACGGAUACGUUUGCGUUCCUGGAGCUGAACCCGCGGCUGCAGGUCGAGCACCCGACGACAGAGAUGGUGACGGGCGUCAACAUACCGGCGGCGCAGCUGCAGAUUGCGAUGGGGAUUCCGCUGCAGCACAUAGACGACGUGCGCGAGCUGUACGGGCUGGGGCGCGUGGACGAGCGGGGUCAACGCUGUGGCGCGCCGUCGGCACGAACGAGCAUAGACUUUGACGCGCGGCACCAGAGCGUCGACACGAGUCCGAAGCCGCGUGGGCACGUUAUCGCGUGUCGGAUCACGGCAGAGAACCCGGACACGGGCUUCAAGCCGGGGAUCGGCUCGUUGAGCGAGCUGAAUUUCCGAUCGUCGCCGUCGACGUGGGGGUACUUUAGUGUGAGCACGAGUGGCGCGCUGCACGAGUAUGCGGACUCGCAGUUUGGGCAUGUGUUUUCGUAUGGCGCAGACCGCGAGGAGGCGCGGAAGAACAUGGUGUUUGCGCUGAAGGAGCUGUCGAUCCGCAGCGACUUUCACACGACGACCGAGUACCUCGUGAUGCUGCUGGAGCAGGAUGUGUUUGUGCAGAACCAAGUGACGACCGCGUGGCUCGAUGGCCUCAUAGAGAACAGCGUGACGGCGCGCCGGCCGCCGACGGAGCUCGCCGUGCUGUGCGGUGCUGCCGUCAAGGCGCAUGCGCUCGCGAAGGAGUCGCGUGACGAAUUCAAGCGUAUCCUGCACCGUGGACAGGUGCCGCCGCGGAACACGGUGCGGACCAAGUUUUCCGUCGAGUUUAUCUACGGCAAUGUCAAGUACCAGUUUGUUGCGAAGCAGAGCGCGCCGACAAGCUGGACGCUGCACCUGCAGCAGCAGCAGCAGCAGGUGCACGUGUCGCUGCGGGACCUAAGUGACGGUGGCCUGCUCAUUGGACUCUCAGGCGCAUCCCACACCGUGUACUGGUUCGACGAGGUCGGGCAAACGCGGCUCGUGAUCGACGGGCAGACGUGCCGCAUGGAGGAGGAGCGCGAUCCGACGCAGAUCUGCUCGCCUUCGCCCGGGAAGCUC
Molecule: messenger RNA, 2112 nt
Organism: Malassezia globosa CBS 7966
Lineage: Eukaryota; Fungi; Basidiomycota; Malasseziomycetes; Malasseziales; Malasseziaceae
Exons: 1
Biological process (GO): fatty acid biosynthetic process
Cellular component (GO): mitochondrion
Molecular function (GO): metal ion binding; ATP binding; acetyl-CoA carboxylase activity
Source: RefSeq, a predicted model, not a curated record